CUUGUAAAAAAUAACUAGCAACAUCAACAUGUCUGAUUAACUUCACAGUAGCCUAUGACCGCUACUGAUAUCAGUUGUCCGUCGACCGCUGUAAACAGAGCACUUCCGUGCUCAUUGGGAUCGAAUAAUUAAUAAAAAAAAAAAAUCCCGCGAUGAGUACGAAUUCUGAAACUGUGGCCUCUACUCCCUUAAUGACGGCGAAGGAGAACCAGGAAAAUGUUAUCGUCUCGCCGCACGGGAAGACUUUGAUUAGGGAGGACACUAUACUAGCUAAUAUACCAGGUUGUGCUCUGUGUGGCACGGUCAACUUUACGUGUUCGGCGGUGAAAAACCAGUGGUCAGUUUUGUGUUGGGGCAGACCCUCUGACAAGAAGUAUUAUUUCUUACUUGUACUUCUGGCUACAACAUUAGUGCUAAGUCUAAUGGGCACAAUAUUUUUCAGUCUAACGAACACUAUUAACGAUGCCGUACUGUCUAACAUGGUGAUCCGAAACAACACGCUCUCGUUCUCGUUAUGGCGGCAACCCACCGUGCAGCCCGUAAUGAAAGUCUACAUCUUCAACUAUACCAACUGGCAGGAGGUUAGGGACGGAAUAGAAGAGAAACUGCACGUUGAAGAAGUUGGACCGUAUGCGUACUCACAACAAGUUGAACGAGUGAACAUAGGGUUCGACAAUGACAAACUAAGCUAUCAGGAGAAGAACUAUUUCAGAUACUUACCCGAGAAAUCCGUUGGGGCAUACUUCGAUAAAGUUUACGUACCAAAUCUACCGUUAUUGGGUCUAGUGGCAAAGACCAAGAGCAUGGAUCUGAGCACGAUACAACAACUGACGUUACAAUCUCUACUGAAUUUCGCGAAAAACCAUGACGCCUUCCUCGAAUUACCUGUGCACAGGUUUCUGUGGGGUUAUGACGACACUAUUAUUGACACGGCAAAAAUUUUUCUCAAAUGGAGCGGUGAGAUGAAGUUUGACAAGUUUGGACUUCUAGCGCCGAAAAAUGACACCUUGUCCGAGCAUCUGACCAUCAACACAGGCGAGAUAGCCAAAGACAAGAUAAAUGUAUUGGAGGAAGUGGAAGGCAGUGACCAUCUGCCGUAUUGGGACAGCCCACAAUGCAACAGCAUCGACGCUACAGAUGGGACAAUGUUCCCCCCGUCUAAACUAGACAAGAAAACUAAGCUUCACGUAUUCUUCCCUAAUUUGUGUCGUCGCCUGCCCUACCAAUUUGAAAAAGACGUAGAGAUCGACGAUAUCCCCCUUCUCCGGUACAAGAUGCCAAUCAAUGUUUUCGACGAUCCAAUUGGCAAUCCCGACAAUCAGUGCUACUGCCAUGUGGAUACAGCAACUUGUCCGCCAAAGGGAGUCAUCAAUGUCACAGCUUGUACAAUGGGUGCUCCAGCCCUGGUUUCGUUUCCCCACUUUCAUCUAGGCGACCCUCGGCUACGUGAGGACGUGACCGGCUUACACCCAGAUCCCCUACUGCACGAGUCGCACUUCGACAUACACCAGACAUUAGGAUUGACACUUUAUGGAAAAUCCAGUUUACAAAUCAAUAUUGAAGUCAAGAAGACGCCCAUGUUCACGGCUCUUGGAUUUCUGAAGCAAGGAAUCAUUUUGCCUGUUGCGUGGAUUGAAUUGAGUGUGGCUGAACUACCGGAGAGUAUAAAGACAUUGAUUUACCACGGCACCUACUCCACGGCCGCAAUACAACUUAUCAUUAGAGUAAUAUGCAUACUUUCGCUGAUCAUAUCAGCACUAUGCUUAUUUACACUAAUCUUCGGCAGAAGACCGAAGCCCUGCGUAUCAAUACACCACAAGCCCGAAAUGGAAAAGAUGCAAAUGUCUUGAGAGAAUAAACUUCCAUGUUUUGUGUAUUUUAAUGACUAUCCUCAGUACCAAAGUAAAUUGUAAAACUAUAAAAUAUUCAACUUUUUUUUACGUGCAGCACAUGUAAAUAAUAUUAACAUUUAUAGUGAGUCGUGUAGUCGUGUCAUGACUGGACAAUUAUCGUCAAUUAAAUGUGGUAAACGAUCUUAUUCCUAAAUCCAAUAGUACUUUGGCAUCAUUUUUUUACAUAUCAUAAUCUGUACACAUGUUAUCUCAUUCUUUCUCAUGCGUACAGUAGCGUAAACAUUCAAUACGUAUCGUUUACCUCUCGCCAAGACUCCUUAUAUGGGCACAUCCUGUAUGAUUGGCAAAUGCUGCAUUAUUUGUAAAAUUUAAAAAUAGACUGUACGAGUAGUGCAAGAUCUAAUUAAAAACCUAGUGAAUUAUAAAAAGCGACUUUUUAAACGUGCCUUACACACUAUAAUGUGACGAAUUUGCCGCCCAUAUACAAUCUAACUGCGUUAUAGUAGUUGUUCAUUUUAUAUAAAUAAGCUAACUACAGCGACCACGUGAUAAGUAGAAGAACUAAAACCUUAAUUUUGACAUGUAAUGGUCGCCGUUUGCUCAUCUACUGGUUAUUCUAUUUUCGAAAUUCUUUGAUGUCUAAGUGUUCUGGGUUAUAUCACUCAGAAGUUUCAUUCUUUGAAAACGACAAUUAAAGUUUUGGUAUUAAUUUGAGGGCCCAGCAAUUAGUGUGUUCCUAUUGCAUUCGUUUAUUUUUUUUUAUUAUUAUUUAUUAAGAAUAAUUUUAUAAACAUGACAUAAGCUGUAAAAUGCGAUUUAACAAUCACUUAAAUUAUUUAGGAUAUGUAAGUUACUGAUUAAAUGACAUAUAAAAUCAUUGACUUAGGUAAAAUAAUAAUUGAAUAUAAAUUAUUUCUAUUAUUUCUGUUCUUAAAAAUUUCUUCAAUUACUUA
This is a messenger RNA of Galleria mellonella (greater wax moth), 2806 nucleotides long. RefSeq names its product scavenger receptor class B member 1-like. The transcript is spliced from 12 exons. Gene Ontology annotation, cellular component: cytoplasm; membrane. Gene Ontology annotation, molecular function: scavenger receptor activity. NCBI's taxonomy places the organism in Eukaryota, Metazoa, Arthropoda, Insecta, Lepidoptera, Pyralidae. The record is from RefSeq and is a predicted model, not a curated record. Bases 153 to 1850 code for a protein of 565 amino acids.